CAUCCUGUACUGUCACCCAGACGGUUUGCAACGUCGAAAUACAUCGGCUUCACCGGCGACUGUGGAAUUGACAAUAGGUGCAAAUGGCGUUCUUGAUCUUUCUCUUCGUCAUCGCAUCCCUGGGCGGCAAUUUCGCACAAUCGCUCACCGCUGUGAGCAGCAUUAACUACCAGCCAACCAUCACCGGAGGGCCAGGUACUGUUGUCGCGACGAGGUACUCGUACGCGUACACCGUAACGACGCCCACCACAAUGUGGACUCCGCCUGCCUUCACCCAAACCAUCCCAGUACCCCAUUGCAGCAACACGCUCUGCAACAUAACGGACCACCAGCACUGCAUUGACAAUGACAGCGUCCGCUAUGGCAUCCUCUGCAACAUUCGCUUCUCGGGUACAGAGAUUACGAACAGUGGCAGACGGUUAGUUCGCGAGCGUGAGAGGCGACAAGACGUGGACGAAAGCAACUUGAUGGAAGACAGUAGCCUGGAGGAGCGAGAGUAUACUGGGAGUUUCAAUGCGUGCUCGGAUUUCUGUAACGAUUAUGGAACGGCUUGCCAGGGUCUGAUGUUUCGAAAUGGUUAUUGUACGGUGUUUGACAGCAUUACUGGGACGUUUAGUGAGGGUGGUAGCGUUGCUGCGUUGAGGCAGGUCUAGUGACGGGAGUGUCUCAAUCUUAUUCAGACUU
Molecule: messenger RNA, 684 nt
Organism: Baudoinia panamericana UAMH 10762
Lineage: Eukaryota; Fungi; Ascomycota; Dothideomycetes; Mycosphaerellales; Teratosphaeriaceae
Exons: 2
Coding region: 84-653 (189 amino acids)
Source: RefSeq, a predicted model, not a curated record